AUGGGGGCCCGUGCGCCGGAGUCUAAGCGACCACCGGUCUGGGACUGCGGCAGCAACCUCUACGACUCCUUCGAGCUGAAAUCAUUCGAGCGGCGGCUGGACUCAGCCAUCUCCUCGAGGUCGUACUCCAUGCCGCACGAUCGGUACGUCCCCUUACCCCACCGAAGCACGCAGCCGAAGAAGCCCUCCGGUAACCCGAAGUCCAUCGUCCGGAAGCUCUUCCGGUCUUUCUUCCGGGUGAAACCCGCAGCCGAAGCGGGAUCAGACGGCUGGGGCCACGAAGGCGAUGCCUACCGCGGCUUGCACCCCGUCAACGGCGGCCUUCCCACGAUCCUGGAGUCCCACGAGAAGGACUUGGGCUCACCGGCGGUGGGAAAGUCUGUUUCAGACCGCUUCACGACCACCGCUGCCCGGAUCUCGUGUUCUUGA
Messenger RNA from Spirodela intermedia, 429 nucleotides. The record is from the annotation of a GenBank genome assembly. NCBI's taxonomy places the organism in Eukaryota, Viridiplantae, Streptophyta, Magnoliopsida, Alismatales, Araceae.